AUGGCCGACAACCACAAAUACAUCACCAACACGAUGGCCGACAAUCACAUACAUCACCGGCGUGGGGCGCCGUCGGACAGCAGCGGCAAAGGAGGGCCGGCGCAGCCGCGGCCGCGACGGGGCGGCGCCGGCACGGCCGCGGCGAGGCCGGAGCGGGCACGGCCGGGACGGGGCGGCGCCGGCGCGGCCGAGGCGGGGUCGGGGCCGGCCGGGCGCGGCCGGGGCGGGGUCGGGGCCGGCCGGGCGCGGCGGGGUCGGGGCCGGCCGGGACGGGGCGGCGCCGGCGCGGACGAGGCGGGGUGGGUGCCGGCCGGGCGCGGCCGAGCCGGGGUCGGGGCCGGCCGGGCGCGGCUGGGACGGGGCGGGGCGGCCACGGGCGCUACCGGGCCGGGGACGGCGCGGGAGGCGCGGCCGGGCGCGGGCGGCGCGGCCGGCGCGGGCGGCGCGGGCGGCACGGCCGGGCGCGGCCGGGCGCGAGCGGCGCGGGAGGCGCGGCCGGGCGCGGGCGGCGCGGUGGGCGCGGGCGGGGCGGGGGGCGCGGGCGGCGCGGGCGCCAAGCUCGCCGUGCGGGUGGGCGCGUGUGGGCAGGCACUCUGUGUUUUUGGUUUUGGUAGCUCGUGUUUGUAUUUGGGCUGCUCCUUUGCCUAG
Molecule: messenger RNA, 648 nt
Organism: Sorghum bicolor (sorghum)
Lineage: Eukaryota; Viridiplantae; Streptophyta; Magnoliopsida; Poales; Poaceae
Exons: 1
Coding region: 1-648 (215 amino acids)
Source: RefSeq, a predicted model, not a curated record